UGACAGUAUCGUCUGGUAAAGUAAAUACGAAAAUUCGAACAGAACAUGCCGUAAAAUUAAUAACAAACAAGCUCCUAUUCAAUCAAUAUAAACAAAUGGUGGCUUAGGAUGAAAAAAAAAAAUUAAAAAAAAAUUGGAGUGAGAACCGGUUUUUAAGACAAGCUCCCUCAUUGGUUAGAUGGAUGAGGAGAAUAGCCUCUCUACUGAAGGCUGCACACCUGACUCAUUGUACAGGAAGACAUGAGAGAAGACUUAUAUCUUCGUCUCAAACACCGUAAUUGCUGCGGUGUCCGUUAGGAUACAUCAUUACAAUUUUAUCAUCAAUUGUCAUGAAGUGUGCAACGUUGCUGUUAUGCAUUUUUGUCGUCAAGUUAAAGACAGGUUGCUGUUAUCCAACUCAUAAUACUCCACCGGUUUUUGAUUUUAAUAGGAAAUGGUUAAUACCAGAAAACGAACCAGUAGGUAGCAGAAUUAUAACGGUUAGGACCAACGACGACGACAACGAUCCUAUCGAAUACAGUAUAGAACCAGCAUUGUUCCUGGAUGGUUCCAAUUAUUUUAGGAUCGAUAAAAAGACGGGUGACGUUUACCUACAAGCUUCCCUAGCUGGUCAGGCUGGAAACGAUUGCUAUCUAUUCGUAUCUGCUAAUGAUGGGCAUCAAACGGCCAAGAUAGAAGUGUACGUUCGAAUUUUGGAAGCAAACAGUCGACCUCCUCUAGUGCCUACCAUCGAUGUGCCUUUCAUCACUAUUAAUCGUGCCCCCACUGGGGGUGGGAAGGGGAAAUCAAAAGGAUCCCAUUCCUUUCCGACGACAGAGGGUUCACUUCCUGCCGUCGUUUCCACCUCACUUAACACCACCACCUCCCCCCGCGCUACUACCAAGACCACCUCGAAGAUAUCUGCCACCACCACGCAGUCCACACGUCCCUCAACGCCAGAUACCAACAACGCGAGCGAUACUCCUGCCCCAACCACCGAAACCAACAACAAAAGAGGAUUCGAUAUGACAUCCACUGUAUUGCCAUUCUUGUCCAUUUUGGGUUUUGCACCCAUUUUGGGCUUUGUCAUUUGGUUGUUCCAGAAGAAGUGCAAGAAGGAUGAAAAGUUAAAGCCCGAUGAAAAAAUACCCGAAAGAAGAGAUAACGAUGAUUCAGACGAACUGAAAAUAAAUCGUCAUCCCUGUUCGUUGUAUUUGCAAAGACCAAAAAGGGCUCAAUCAAACAGAUACGAAUCUGGAGAAUUUUAUGGGCCCUUAACAGAGAAUAGAAAAUGGGAAUUUCCAAGGCAUCAUCUAAGGUUCAUUGGCAUUUUAGGUGAGGGAUGCUUUGGACAGGUGUGGAAGUGUGAAGCUUUAAACAUAUACAACAAAGAUGGAACUAGUUUAGUAGCAGUGAAGACUUUAAAGGAAAAUGCCACGGAAAAGGAGAGGAAGGAUUUAUUAAGCGAAUUAGAAGUUAUGAAGUUGUUAAAUCCUCACCCCAAUGUGGUAACCCUUCUUGGAUGCUGUACAGAGAGAAAUCCAAUUUUUGUCAUAAUGGAGUAUGUAAAUCACGGUAAACUCCAAUCGUAUUUAAGAGAAAGUAGAGCAGAAAGAUUUUAUGGUAACCUUCACGGGAGUAGCAAGCAUUUGACGUCGCGCGAUUUGACCCUGUUUGCCUAUCAAGUGGCUAAAGGAAUGGAAUAUUUAGCAUCCAAGGGGAUUAUUCAUCGUGAUUUGGCUGCGAGGAAUAUACUUGUAGAUGAUAAUAAAAUUUGCAAAGUUGCAGAUUUUGGUUUCGCUCGUGACGUGAUAGUAACGCAUGUUUACGAGAGAAAAUCAGAGGGAAGAUUACCCAUUAGAUGGAUGGCACCUGAAUCUCUCUUCGAUAAUAUAUUCACUAGUAAAACAGACGUGUGGUCUUUCGGUAUAUUAAUGUGGGAAAUUGUGACUUUAGGUUCAACACCGUACCCGGGACUAGCAGCUGCAGAAGUAAUGAGAAGAGUGAGAGACGGUUACAGAUUAGAAAAACCAGAACACUGCAAAAGGGAAAUGUACAAUAUCAUGUUCUACUGUUGGGACAAGGAUCCAGCAGAGAGGCCCACCUUUAACGAAUUAGUACUUUGGUUAGAUAAGUUAUUAAUUAGUGAAAAUGAUUACAUAGAACUCGACAGAUUUCCUGAUCAUUCAUACUACAACAUCAGCAAUCUAUCAGGAGAAAAACUGUGAAAUUAUACAUACCAAAGCAUGGAUUCUGCAUUAAUUAAAAACAAAAAUUCUGUAAGAUAUGUUGUACAUAACGCGAGCUUCCAAAUGGUUUGUUUUAUUAUAGGUUUGAAUA
Messenger RNA from Centruroides sculpturatus (bark scorpion), 2319 nucleotides. Its product is annotated as tyrosine kinase receptor Cad96Ca-like. The coding region runs from base 330 to 2207 and encodes 625 amino acids. Gene Ontology annotation, molecular function: calcium ion binding; transmembrane receptor protein tyrosine kinase activity; ATP binding. Gene Ontology annotation, biological process: protein phosphorylation; positive regulation of kinase activity; cell surface receptor protein tyrosine kinase signaling pathway. The record is from RefSeq and is a predicted model, not a curated record. Gene Ontology annotation, cellular component: signaling receptor complex; membrane. Lineage: Eukaryota; Metazoa; Arthropoda; Arachnida; Scorpiones; Buthidae. The transcript is spliced from 13 exons.